AUGAAGUUCUACAGAGGAAAGUUCCAUGAGAAUCCCGUCUCCGCGGUCAUCGCUAUUGGUCCAGAGAUUUUCAUCAUCUCCGGAUCAGACGGUUCAGCCGUGUGGAUCUUUGAUUUCCAAACCGACAAUAUUCAUAGAGGACCGGGUUUGGAGCUGUAUCAACCAGACAUGAGCGUAGGGUUUGUGGGGACUAAGCUAUACGCUAUCGAAGGCUAUAGCAAGAUUCAAGCAAGAUCAUUGGACCUAAGGAAAGAAACGAACCAAAGUUAUGAAACAACGCCGAUUCCGACGGAGCAGAGGGAGUUCAUGUGGUGUUCGACUACAACGGCUUCGUUGAACCGAAAGGUCUGUUCUUUAUCGAUUCAUGAUGACAACUUCGUUUCCUAUGAUCCUAAAGAUGGUUCUUGCGAGAGGUUUGAGUUGAGAAGAUACAAAUAG
This is a messenger RNA of Brassica rapa (field mustard), 438 nucleotides long. RefSeq names its product F-box/kelch-repeat protein At2g44700. NCBI's taxonomy places the organism in Eukaryota, Viridiplantae, Streptophyta, Magnoliopsida, Brassicales, Brassicaceae. Gene Ontology annotation, molecular function: protein binding. The record is from RefSeq and is a predicted model, not a curated record.